Lactuca sativa (garden lettuce) is the source of this 1239-nucleotide messenger RNA. Its product is annotated as putative mitochondrial protein AtMg00810. NCBI's taxonomy places the organism in Eukaryota, Viridiplantae, Streptophyta, Magnoliopsida, Asterales, Asteraceae. The record is from RefSeq and is a predicted model, not a curated record.
AUGGUUACUGUCAAGAGCUUAUUAACUUUAGCUACUCAAAAUUCAUGGCCUCUUAUUCAAUUAGAUGUGAAUAAUGCUUUCUUGAAUGGCGAUUUAGAUGAAGAGGUUUAUAUGCAAUUGCCCCAAGGCUACACUCCUUCAGCCAUUCAUUCAGCCAACAAUACUUUGGUUUGUAAACUACAUAAAUCUUCGUAUGGCUUAAGACAAGCUUCUCGCCAAUGGUACUCAAAGUUUUCUUCUUUCUUAAUUUCUCAAGGAUUUAUCCAAUCAAAAGCAGAUUAUUCCCUUUUUUAUAAAGGAGUUGGCAAAAAUUAUGUGGCCUUAUUAGUCUAUGUUGAUGACAUAGUCUUAACUGGAGCUUCUAUAUCUGAAAUUAAUGCCAUUAAAGAAAGCUUAAGCAACACAUUUAAGUUGAAAGACUUGGGCAAACUUCAACAUUUUUUGGGAUUGGAAAUUGCAAGGUCUGCACAAGGGAUUUUUCUUUCACAAAGACAAUAUGCUUUGAAGUUACUUGAAGAUACAGAUAAAUUGGCAGCUAAACCAGUUCAAUACCCAAUGGAGCCUGCUUGCAAAACUUCUAAUUUUGAGGGACUUCCAUUACAAGAUCCUGCUUCUUAUAGACGUUUGAUUGGUCGUUUAAUGUAUCUAACUAUUACACGUCCGGAUAUCACCUAUGUUGCUGCAACUCAUCUUCUCAAGUAUUUGAAGUUGAAUCCUGGGCAAGGAUUAUUUCUUUCUUCAAAUAGCUCCUUGAAGAUUCGUGCUUUUUCUGUUUCUGAUUGGGCAGGAUGUUCAGACACUCGAAGGUCCAUGACUGGUUUUUGUGUUUUCAUUGGUGAUUCCAUGGUUUCUUGGAAGACAAAGAAACAAACAAUUGUGUCCAGAUCAUCAACAGAAGCAGAGUAUCGGGCCCUUGCUGUUACUACAACUGAAAUCGUUUGGCUUCAUCAUUUACUCACUAAUUUUAGGGUGUACCAACAUGACCCAACUGCCAUCUUUUGUGACAAUGAAUCUGCAAUUCAGUUAGCUCUUAAUCCCACCUUCGAUGAACGAACUAAACAUAUAGAAAUAGAUUGUCACUUCAUUCGUGACAAGAUUCUUGAUAAAACAGUGAAACUCUUACCUAUUCGAACAACUCAUCAACUUGCAGACAUAUUUACCAAGCCCUUGCCACGUCAUAAGAUGAUUCCAAUUAUGUCCAAGAUGGCUCUGCACAACAUUUUCCAGAGCUCAUCUUGA